CCUCUCUCAAAGAAACCCUAAAAUUCGAACCCCAUCGUUUAAUUUAUUUCAUUUACCUGUUUGUGUGUAUAUAUAUGUAACACCAUACUCUCUAGCUUGCAACGCACACAAGCACUCUAAAAGAAAAAGACAAUAACAGUAACACACACCUCUAACAUUAAUAAAGAAUGUCUGGCGUCUGGGUUUUCAAGAACGGCGUGGUCCGGCUCGUCGAGAACCCAGGCGCAGACGCCGUGGAGGGUGGUGGGCGGCAAGCAUCAGGCGUAAGGCGCAAGGUGCUGGUUCACAGCGCAACGAACGAGGUAAUCACCAAUUACGCCGCCCUAGAAAGCAAGCUUCGGUCGCUGGGAUGGGAGCGUUACUAUGAUGAUCCAGAGCUUCUUCAGUUCCACAAGCGGUCCACCGUGCACCUCAUUUCUCUGCCUAAGGAUUUCACCAAGUUCAAGUCCAUGCACAUGUAUGACAUAGUCGUCAAGAACAAGAACUCCUUUGAAGUUAGGGACAUGUAGCCCAUAUAUACAUACAUAAUUUUGUUAUUAAUCACUGCUUCAUUAAUUUAGAGGUAUAUAUUCUAAUCUUAAGUUGGAUUUUUCUUUUGAAAAAAAUGUUAUAUAUAUUCAUAAAAUAUACAUAAUUUUAUGUGAAUUUCAAAAAAUUUUUAAUUUAUUAUUUUAAAAAUUAUUUAAAUACAUGAAUCUGAAGGUGUAAAACUCUUUUAUUAUAAAAUUAACUCUACUUUUAUAUUUAGAAUUUAUCUUUUUUAUUCCCAGGUAAAUGAUAUCCUUAAACUUAAAAAUUUUUAAUUUUAUACAUAUACAUAUGGCCAAGAAAGUACCCAUAUCAGGCAUGGAGUUUGAGCAGGAGGGGCAGGCUAAGUUUCUAGAUGGUCAUAGUGGGGGAUGCAUGAUGGGUUGUUUCUCUAUAUAUUUUCAAAGUAAUUGUAUGUGUCAUUGAUUUGUGUAUCAGUUGGUGAAGUUUGUGGGGUACUCUUUGAUUUGGUGAAUGACUGAAUGUCAUUUGUGUAACUGUGUGUGGUUGUGGUGAUGUAAUUAAUCUUUCUUUCUA
Messenger RNA from Arachis duranensis, 1065 nucleotides. Its product is annotated as flowering-promoting factor 1-like protein 3. Lineage: Eukaryota; Viridiplantae; Streptophyta; Magnoliopsida; Fabales; Fabaceae. The record is from RefSeq and is a predicted model, not a curated record. The coding region runs from base 168 to 509 and encodes 113 amino acids. Gene Ontology annotation, biological process: regulation of flower development. The transcript has a single exon.